Molecule: messenger RNA, 2721 nt
Organism: Hibiscus syriacus
Lineage: Eukaryota; Viridiplantae; Streptophyta; Magnoliopsida; Malvales; Malvaceae
Product: cullin-1
Exons: 20
Coding region: 348-2564 (738 amino acids)
Biological process (GO): protein ubiquitination; ubiquitin-dependent protein catabolic process
Cellular component (GO): cullin-RING ubiquitin ligase complex
Molecular function (GO): ubiquitin protein ligase binding
Source: RefSeq, a predicted model, not a curated record
GGAUGAAACCAGAACCCAAAAUUUCUUCAAAUCAAAGCCCAAAGCUUUUGAGCACCAAAGUAGCGAAGGGGAAACGUGGGGAGGUCAAAGCUCAAAAAGGGCUAAACUUUUCAAUUGGGGUCGAAAUUUAAUUAUUUCCAAACAAAUUAUCGCCCUCUUUUCUUAAUUCUUUUGACUGCCUUCAUUCAACCAUUCGUCCACUACAUAAUUACGCCCCCCAAUCAUCUUUUCCGACUCGAUUCUUCUUUAGCAAUAAGUUUAGGGUUUCUUUAAUUUGUCUGCUUUCCGAUCGUAUUUCCGGGAUUUUAUAGGUUUUAACUUGAAAUCUUUGCUCCACUCUUAGGACAAUGGAGCGCAAGACCAUUGAGUUGGAUCAGGGAUGGGAUUAUAUGCAUAAGGGGAUCACGAAGCUGAAGAGGAUAUUGGAAGGACUGCCGGAGCCUCCAUUUAGCUCAGAAGAAUAUAUGAUGCUUUAUACGACCAUCUACAACAUGUGUACUCAAAAGCCACCUCAUGAUUAUUCUCAACAGCUUUAUGAUAAGUACCGUGAGUCAUUUGAAGAAUAUAUUACUUCAUCGGUAUUGCCAUCUUUGAGAGAGAAGCAUGAUGAGUUCAUGCUGAGGGAGCUUGUUAAAAGAUGGGCAAACCAUAAAGUAAUGGUCAGAUGGCUAUCACGAUUCUUCCAUUACCUUGAUCGCUACUUCAUUACCCGGAGAUCUCUCCCUGCACUUAAUGAAGUUGGGCUGACCUGCUUCCGUGAUCUGGUAUAUCAGGAAGUUUAUGAAAAAGUCAGAGAUGCUGUAAUUGCCCUUAUUGAUAAAGAACGUGAGGGAGAGCAGAUAGACCGAGCACUACUGAAGAAUGUCUUAGAUAUUUUUGUUGAGAUUGGCAUGGGACAAAUGGAUCGUUAUGAGGAUGAUUUUGAAGGAGCCAUGCUUCAGGAUACUGGUGCUUACUAUUCACGGAAAGCAUCAAGCUGGAUUGAAGAGGAUUCUUGUCCAGAUUACAUGUUGAAGUCUGAAGAAUGCCUGAAGAAGGAAAGGGACAGAGUGUCUCACUACCUGCAUUCAAGCAGCGAGACAAAAUUGUCAGAGAAAGUGCAACAUGAGUUGUUGGUCGUUUAUGCAAACCGGCUGCUUGAAAAGGAACACUCAGGAUGCAGGGCCUUGCUUAGAGAUGACAAGGUGGAGGAUCUUUCUAGAAUGUAUAGGCUUUAUUGUAAAAUACCCAAAGGCUUGGAUCCUGUUGCCAAUAUAUUCAAGCAGCAUAUUACUGCUGAAGGUAACGCCUUGGUUCAACAAGUUGAAGAUGCAGCAAGUAACCAGGCCUCAAGUGCUUCAGGUGUACAGGAACAGGUCCUUAUCAGGAAAAUAAUUGAGCUUCAUGAUAAGUAUAUGGCAUACGUGACCGAAUGUUUUCAAAACCAUACUCUCUUUCACAAGGCCUUGAAAGAGGCGUUUGAGGUAUUCUGCAAUAAAACUGUUACUGGCAGCUCAAGUGCAGAGCUUUUGGCUACUUUCUGUGAUAAUAUCCUUAAGAAGGGUGGAAGUGAGAAAUUAAGUGAUGAAGCCAUUGAAGAGACACUUGAGAAGGUAGUUAAACUACUUGCAUAUAUUAGUGAUAAAGACCUUUUUGCUGAAUUCUACAGGAAGAAGCUUGCUCGCCGAUUACUUUUUGAUCGUAGUGCUAAUGAUGAUCAUGAAAGGAGCAUUCUGACUAAGCUAAAGCAGCAAUGUGGUGGGCAGUUCACCUCAAAGAUGGAGGGCAUGGUCACGGAUCUGACACUGGCAAGGGAAAACCAAGCCAGCUUUGAGGACUAUCUGAGGAAUAAUGCAGCUGCACAUCCUGGGAUUGAUUUAACAGUUACUGUUCUUACUACAGGUUUCUGGCCAAGUUAUAAAUCUUUUGAUCUCAAUCUCCCUUCUGAGAUGGUAAAGUGCGUGGAAGUUUUCAAAGGAUUUUAUGAAACAAAAACAAAACACAGAAAGCUUACGUGGAUAUACUCGUUGGGUACUUGUCACAUUAAUGGAAAGUUUGAACAAAAAAACAUUGAACUGAUUGUUUCAACAUACCAGGCUGCUGUCCUUCUGCUCUUCAAUGCUUCUGAUCGUCUGAGCUAUUCAGAGAUUAUGGCUCAGUUGAAUUUGACCCAUGAUGACUUGGUUAGAUUGCUACAUUCGCUGUCGUGUGCCAAGUAUAAGAUUCUAUGUAAAGAGCCAAACACAAAAACCAUCUCCCAGAGUGACUACUUCGAGUUCAAUUCCAAGUUCACUGACAAGUUGAGGAGGAUUAAGAUUCCUCUCCCACCUGUGGAUGAAAGGAAGAGAGUGGUUGAAGAUGUUGAUAAAGAUCGUCGUUAUGCCAUUGAUGCUGCAAUCGUGCGCAUAAUGAAGAGUAGAAAGGUUUUAGGCCACCAACAAUUAGUGUCAGAAUGUGUUGAGCAGUUGAGUCACAUGUUCAAGCCUGAUAUUAAAGCCAUCAAGAAGAGGAUAGAAGAUCUCAUCACAAGAGACUAUCUGGAGAGAGACAAGGAGAAUCCUAACACAUUUAGGUACUUGGCCUAAAAUUUGGUGAGUUUUUUUGCAAAUGGGGAUUUGUUUUAAAUGAUAAGUUGAGUACCAGGUGUAUGUAAAGUUGAAGAAAGUUUUAGUACUGAAAUUUGGUUAAUGUUUCACUCUAAAUGUUGAGUAUUAUAUGAGUAGACCUUCGUUUUCCAAGGAA